AUGCCUUACAAGUAUACUUAUACUGAUUUUCAGACAAAAUCACCUGGCCAAGGUGGAAAUUGGGCAUCUCUUGGAGAUUGCCUGCUCAUGUAUGUUGAGCCAUUUUUUCCUGUUAACCCUUUCUCUAUGCAGGAAAAGAAUGAAGCAAAGAAAUUAUAUAGGCGUAUCCAUUCACAAACGGAACCAACUCAACAAAAGUAUCAGCAUGAUGGUUGUUGUGGACUGUUUGGGCAUAAGAUUGAUCUUCUAGAUCAGUAUGAAAAGAAGUUGGAAGAUUUAGAGGAGAAUGUGAGAUGGGAACAAUCAGAUGCCUCAUUGGCAGGGCGGGAAGUUCGAGCUGCAUUUGUAUCUUUCAAGUCUCGGUAUGGUGCUGCAGUUGCUCUUAACAUACAACAAUCAACCAAUCCCACACAGUGGGUGACAGAGCAAGCGCCUGAACCACAUGAUGUUUACUGGCCUUUCUUUUCUUCAUCGUUUAUGCGGACAUGGAUUUCGAAACUGGUUAUUAUAUUUGCAUGUGUUCUUCUUACAGCUUUAUUCCUUCUUCCUGUGUUAGUUGUGCAAGGUCUUACCAAUCUGUCACAGCUGGAAGUUUGGUUUCCCUUCCUCACGAGCAUUCUGACAAUAACAUUCGUCAGUCAAGUUAUUACAGGAUACCUUCCUAGUCUUAUUCUUCAGAUGUCUCUGAAAAUGGUACCUCCCAUCAUGCAAUUCUUAUCCUCCAUUCAAGGAUACAUCUCUUAUAGCCAGAUUGUGAGAAGUGCAUGCAACAAAGUAAUUUGGUUCACAGUAUGGAAUGUCUAUUUUGCCAAUGUACUUUCUGGGUCAAUUUUCACUCAAUUCUCACUCUUCCUUGAGCCCAAGGAUAUUCCUGCAAGGCUCGCUGUUGCCGUUCCAGCUCAGGCAUCCUUCUUUAUUGCAUAUGUUGUCACGUCAGGAUGGACAAGUACUUCAUCAGAACUCUUCCGCAUUAUCCCAUUUCUUGGCAGUCUAAUAAGAAAGCCGUUUGCUAAAUGUAUGGAUGAUGAAGUUGAAGUUCCAUCUUUUCCAUACCACAGAGACAUUCCAAGGGUUCUCUUCUUUUGCCUCCUUGGCAUAACGUAUUUUUUUCUGGCUCCUUUAAUUUUGCCCUUUCUAUUGGUUUACUCCUGUCUUGGAUACAUCGUCUACCGCAGCCAGUUCAUCCAUGUAUAUGCACCCAUAUAUGAAACUGGUGGGAAGUUUUGGCCGAUGGUACACAAUUCAAUGAUUUUUUCUCUCAUACUCAUGCAUGCCAUCGCGGUGGGAAUUUUUACACUGAAGAAGCUUCCUGUAGCAUCAACCUGGAUUUUUCCCCUUCCAAUCUUCACGCUUAUCUUCAAUGAGUACUGCCGGAAGCGCUUUCUGCCUAUUUUUACUGCCUUUUCUGCUGAGAGUUUGAUAAAGAAGGACAGAGAAGAUCAAAACAAUGCUGGUAUGGCAGAAUUUUAUAAUAAACUGGUCACUGCCUAUCAGGACCCAGCUUUGCUGCCAAUCCGGUACUCUGCUAUUCCUGACAGUCAAAGUGCCCCCCUUCUAUCGGCUGCUGAAGUUUGAGGCUCCACACUGGGGACAUCUGUAAUGAUGGAAUUUAAAAUGCCAUGCCACUUGUGCGGUGUGCAGAUUGAAUUUGAUUGGAUUCUGUUUCAUUUGUCUGCUAAACUGUUCUGGUGUCACUUCACCAAUAAGCUGGUGUUCACAACCUUGGGAAUGUGCCUACAGCGUCGGUGAUCCAGUCAUGUGGAACUGUGAAGGUUUCCCCCCCCUUUUACCUGAACUUCACUACAUCAGUUCAUGGGGUAAUGAGGGAAAGGAGGGACUAAAGCUGGAAUCUACGGCAGGGACAUGAUAAAACCUGCCCUUGUCAUCAUUUUUUUCUUCUUAUACCUAGGGUAGACUUUGGCUUCCAAGUUAUGAAGUUUCUGCUCUUUAUACUAUAGCUAUUUUGCUGCAUUUGUAUUAGUUAUUGUGAUGAACUGUUAUUUUUUUUAUACAAUGAAACUACAAAUUUUGAUAUGUAAGAUGCUAAAGUUGCAAUCAUCCUUAUUUUUGAGCUUUCAAGAAGCAAGA
Molecule: messenger RNA, 2088 nt
Organism: Ilex paraguariensis (yerba mate)
Lineage: Eukaryota; Viridiplantae; Streptophyta; Magnoliopsida; Aquifoliales; Aquifoliaceae
Source: the annotation of a GenBank genome assembly